AUGGUUGUUGUUGAAUACAAUUGCUCAAACUGCGGCAAGACUGUCAGAGCUGAAGACCGCGGUGCAAUGCGUUGCCCACAGUGCGGCUGCAACAUUCUCUACAAGAAGAGAACAACAAAGCGUAUCACAUUCAGUGCUAGAUAA
Trichomonas vaginalis G3 is the source of this 144-nucleotide messenger RNA. RefSeq names its product RNA polymerase ii, chain L domain-containing protein. Gene Ontology annotation, molecular function: DNA-directed RNA polymerase activity; DNA binding; zinc ion binding. The transcript has a single exon. The record is from RefSeq and is a predicted model, not a curated record. NCBI's taxonomy places the organism in Eukaryota, Parabasalia, Trichomonadida, Trichomonadidae. The coding region runs from base 1 to 144 and encodes 47 amino acids. Gene Ontology annotation, biological process: DNA-templated transcription. Gene Ontology annotation, cellular component: RNA polymerase II, core complex; RNA polymerase I complex; RNA polymerase III complex.